AUGGCUUCCAUCACCGCUGGCCCCGAGUAUUACACCCCGCCUCCCCCGGGAGCUUCUUCCACAGCAGCGAUAGAGCAAGAUGCACCAGCUCUCCUCGACUUGCACCGUCAACUCCCCAAUCUUCACAUUUACACCGCUUCCUCCCCCGACUUUGACAUCCUGAACAGGGUCAAUGACAGAUCCAUCACCACUCUCCCUCUCGCUACCGUCCGCCCAACAGAUGAAGCCCAGGUCGCAGCAGCCGUGCGCUACAUUGCCCAAAACGGCCUGACAUUGGCCAUUCGCAACUCCGGAGCAGACCAGGGCGGUCGAAGCCGCGCCUAUGGACCAAAGGACGUCUCUCUCGACGUCCGCUCCAUGACCAAGAUGGUGCUUUCCGCUGAUCGAAGCUCGCUGACGGUUGACGGAGGCGUCGCGGGAGGAAACGUGGCGAAAUUCCUGGAUAGCUUUGGACUUGCUACACCUACGGCAUUUUCCCCCGCGGUUGGCUACGUCGGAUGGGCCUGUGGCGGCGGCUACAGCUCCUUGAACGGCAUCAUGGGCUUGGGCGUGGACAACAUCCUCAGCGGAAGGGUUGUCUUGGCCGAUGGGCGUGUUAUGGACACGGACGACGCCGACUGCGAUCCGGAUCUCCUGUGGGCUCUUCGUGGAGGCGGUGCUGGGAUCGUGGGCGUCGUCUCUUCGCUUCGGAUUCGUUGUCAUCGGCGUCCGGAUGUAUUGGCCGGGGUUGUCCUCUUUCCUCUCGAGGAGACGCCUCAGAUUGCCAAGCAAUUGAAUGAGUUGUAUGCGUGGAAGAAGCCACCGAAGUUUGCGGGUGAUGCAGCUGUUUUCAAACGGGCUGGUAUGGACGCGGCUUGCUUUUCCUUCCUUUUCCACUGGUCUCUGGAGGAGGAUCGGAGUGAUCUCGAUGAGGCGAAGGAUUACGUCGAGCGUAUCGCGAAGAUGGGAACCGUCCUCGUGAACACCGUCAGAGAAACCACGCCAUACGGCUUUAUUUCGACAAUGACUGAGAUCCGCCUCUACGAAGAGCUCGUCUUCAUCAAGAAGCAAAUCUCGGUACCCGGCUGGUCAGAGGAACUCGGCCGCAUCAUAUCCGAGCCGCUCCCGACGGCCUCGUCCAACAUCAUCAUGCACGACAGCCACGGCGCCGGAACGCGAGCCUCUGGAGCCGCCCUCGAGGAGAACGCCGCUUUCCAGAACCGCGAGCCGCAUCUGAUGUUUGGCUUCUUCCCGUCCGCGCAUCCUGAUGAUAAGGAGGGGAUGAAAGUGGGACGAGCGUGGGCGGACAGGCUGUUUGAUGGGAUCAAAAAGGCUGGGCUUGCUAUGCCUUCGCACUACAUUAACUUUGCGUCGCCUGAGAAGGGGGACGGGUUGUUGUAUUACGGACCGGAGGCCAUUGUUCGGAUUAGGGCGGUGAAGCGGCGACUUGAUCCGUCCAACUUGUUUGCCAAGAGUACGCCUGAUAUCGCGGAGAUAUAG
Trichoderma citrinoviride is the source of this 1479-nucleotide messenger RNA. Its product is annotated as FAD-binding domain-containing protein. The record is from RefSeq and is a predicted model, not a curated record. Lineage: Eukaryota; Fungi; Ascomycota; Sordariomycetes; Hypocreales; Hypocreaceae. Gene Ontology annotation, molecular function: catalytic activity; FAD binding. The transcript is spliced from 2 exons. Bases 1 to 1479 code for a protein of 492 amino acids.